GAAACUAUAUUAACUUAUUAUUGAUGAUUUAAUUAAUGAAUAUAAUAAAUCAAUAUGUUACAAACAAUAAGAUCAAAUAAUAUUACCCCUAAUAUAAAUUUCCCAAUAUGUUGUCUUCAAGUUGUCGAUCACCAUGGUAACAAUAAUCAUAAUAAUAAUAAUAUGACUACUAAUAUGAUGAAUAUACCAAUGAACAAUAUAGAGAAACAAACACUUAAUGAUGAAACUAUUGAAUCGAUGUAUGAAAAAGCGAAUGAUUUAUUAAAUAGAAUGAAAAAACGUAGAAAAAUUUUAAAAAAUAAACAAACAAAACUACAAAAUGAUGAUGAUGAUGAUUGUAACCAAGUUAGUACUGCUACUACACCUACUACUACCACGACUACGACUACAACUUAUUGGCUUGAAAAUAAUGAAAAGUUAUUUCAUAAAACUAGAUAUGGUGAGUAAUA
This is a messenger RNA of Schistosoma intercalatum, 449 nucleotides long. NCBI's taxonomy places the organism in Eukaryota, Metazoa, Platyhelminthes, Trematoda, Strigeidida, Schistosomatidae. The record is from the annotation of a GenBank genome assembly.